This is a messenger RNA of Pyrenophora tritici-repentis Pt-1C-BFP, 954 nucleotides long. RefSeq lists its product as uncharacterized. The record is from RefSeq and is a predicted model, not a curated record. Lineage: Eukaryota; Fungi; Ascomycota; Dothideomycetes; Pleosporales; Pleosporaceae.
ACACCAACAGUUGACUUUUGCGGCGCAGACGAAGACGACGCUGCAUGCCAGACACGGCGAGACAUUUCAUACACCUCCGCCACCUGCUUCUGCAGUGAAGCCAGCAAUUUUCGUGCGUCCAGAAAGCCAAUCCACGGAAUCCGCGCAAUUGCGACCCCAUCUGCCCAACACACGUACAUGCGACCUUAAUCUCACCUCUGUCCCACAAACAACAACCACACGACCACCGCCACCAUGAACGGCUGGGGUGUGUUUUUCAUAAUACUCCUGUUGCUACUGGUAUUUUCCUACUGUGGGUGGUACUUUUAUGCCCGCUGGAAUGCCUCACGCAAUGGUCUGCCACCACCGUCGAUGAACCCGAUAGCAGCCUUCAGGAGCAACGCCUCAAGCGCCGAAGCUUCCAACUACCCUGGCCCCGCACCCACCGGCAUCAAGGGCUGGUUCGACGCCCAAAUCAACAAGUUCAAGAACAGGAAUAACCGGUACACCACAGGCAGCGGCUACGAAGACUCUGGCUACAACGGACAGCGAGGCGUGGGUGGGGGCCGAGGAGCAGGCAGUCGCCUGGACCCAGACGAAGCGUGGAGUUCGCGUGUGGGCGACGAGGCAUACUACGAGGAGCAGGAACUUGGUCUUCAUGAACCGCCAGCCUCGCACCAGCAAACCGCCAACCCCUUCGCCACUGCGGCUACUGAGCCAGCCCGCGGUCGUAGUCGCACCCGCGACGAGUACGACGAGCAUCUUGAUGCGCGCAACCCCUUUGGCGACGAUAACGCUGCUACUAGCCUUAGAGGCGUCAGCCCCAGACCCGUCAUGGAUGCCGAUACCAGUUAUCGCGGUGGGGCAACGGCAACUAUGCCGAGUGCCAGCCAACACCAGCACAGGGCUAGCAGAGGAAGCAGAGAAAACAGCCCCACGGAGAGCCGGAGGAGUAUCUUCAAAGAAGGCUUAUAG